Molecule: messenger RNA, 1195 nt
Organism: Acanthoscelides obtectus
Lineage: Eukaryota; Metazoa; Arthropoda; Insecta; Coleoptera; Chrysomelidae
Source: the annotation of a GenBank genome assembly
GCACAUCCCUAUUUCUGUCAAUGUCAUCUGUCAACGUGUCAAUUAUUUGGUUGAGUUUUAGAUAUUUGGCGUUGGUCUAGCUUUUACGAAAUUUACCAAUAAUUUUCGCAGAAUGGCCGAGUAUCUGGCCUCUAUUUUCGGCACAGAGAAAGAUAAAGUAAACUGCUCCUUCUACUUCAAAAUCGGUGCGUGUCGCCACGGAGAUCGCUGUUCGAGAAUCCACAACAAACCAACAUUCUCUCAAACAUGUUUGCUCCAAAAUUUGUAUGUGAAUCCACAGAACUCGGCUAAGUCUGCAGAUGGAAGUCACUUGGUUGCCAAUGUGUCUGACGAAGAAAUGCAGGAGCACUAUGAUAAUUUCUUUGAGGAUGUAUUUGUGGAGUGUGAAGACAAAUAUGGAGAAAUUGAAGAGAUGAACGUAUGUGACAACCUUGGUGAUCAUCUUGUCGGCAAUGUUUAUAUUAAGUUCAGAAGAGAGGAGGAUGCCGAAAAAGCUGUGAACGAUCUGAAUAACCGCUGGUUUGGAGGAAGGCCUGUAUAUGCCGAACUGAGUCCCGUGACUGACUUUAGGGAAGCAUGCUGUCGUCAGUAUGAAAUGGGAGAAUGCACCAGGUCUGGCUUUUGCAAUUUCAUGCAUCUGAAGCCCAUCUCCAGAGAGCUGAGAAGGUAUCUGUACUCUCGCAGAAAAGGAGGCCGUAUUGGAGGAGGGCGUAGAUCAAGGUCUCGUUCACCACCACGCAAAGGGCGUUCCAGGUCCAGAGAAAGGAGGGGUGGCUCCCGAUCUCCCCCGAAACACAGGGGAAGGAGUGGUCGAUACUAAAUUGUAUUUUCAUUACAUCGCUCGUAUGACUUAGUUUUAAAAUACUGAUACUUUUUUCAUGACUAGGUUUAAAUCUAUUUUAUUUCAGGGAUAUCGUGUAUCUUGAAUAUUGUGAACAAAAUUUUCAAAAACGACUUGGUAGAUUAAAUGUGUUUGCUGCAUACUGCAAAUGUUGGACUCCUUAUAAUGGUCCAAUCAUAAAAUUGUAAUUUGUAAUCAAGUAAAAUAUAUUUGCUCUGUAAGCAGGCAAGCAUUAGGUCUAUAGUUUAUGUUGGUAAUUUUCUGGUAUAGGUUAUAGGUUUACAUAUUGUAAAUAUGCAUUUUUGUAACACACUAUUUUGUCAUGUGUUUACUUUCAAUAAACUAUAUAUGAAA